AUGUCUGAAAAUCAAAUUCCCAUGUUCAACAACUCCCUCAAGCUGUCUUCGGGCAUAAUUCCCGCAGACCGUGCCUCAACAUGGGCUUCAUACGCGCUCGUGGCAACAGACGAAGUCGCAGAAAAACCAGCGGGUCUUGAGCGUGAAGAGGCAGCGGUAUUGAAUUACCGCUUAGCGCGCAGACGGCGUACAAGGCGUUCUUUGUGCAUGCGGAUCUUCCGCUUCCGCUUCUGGGCGGGCGUGCGCUGUCGGAACCACGCUGUCAUUAGGACAAGAAUUAUCACCAUGCUUAUCAGUUGGAACAGCGUGUGUUUGUUGCUGGUGAGGGUGGGGUUGGGUGUUUUCUUGUACAGCUUGCUGGGUGUGCUGGGGCUCAUAUUGUUGUGGGUGGUUGGAUCUUUUGGGAGGAAUAGGGCGUUUUUUUCCCAAGAAGUUGCGGCUGCCGAGGUUGCUGAGCAUGGAGGUUUGAGUGUCCAGCUGGUGAGGAGGGCAGGUUUGUGA
Molecule: messenger RNA, 501 nt
Organism: Penicillium robsamsonii
Lineage: Eukaryota; Fungi; Ascomycota; Eurotiomycetes; Eurotiales; Aspergillaceae
Exons: 2
Coding region: 1-501 (166 amino acids)
Source: RefSeq, a predicted model, not a curated record